Thelazia callipaeda (thelaziosis nematode) is the source of this 276-nucleotide messenger RNA. NCBI's taxonomy places the organism in Eukaryota, Metazoa, Nematoda, Chromadorea, Rhabditida, Thelaziidae. The record is from the annotation of a GenBank genome assembly.
AUGUUUGAUAUUGAUAAAAUUCAUCGAAUAUUUUUGAGGGAAGAGACGUGGCUGAAACGCAAAAAUUUGAUGAAGAAAGAAACUUCUCAAGAUAAUCAUCUAUCACCCAUUAACAUAGCCAAUGAUUCCGUAAGUAAAACAAAGGUAAAUGCAACUGAAGAUGAACGUGAGAUGCAUCGAGAUAGUAUGCGUAGAAAUAGCAGUCGACAUGGAAGUAUUGCUAUUGGCGUUGACAACGAAGGUUUAAUCUUUCGUUACGAUUACUCUAAGUCAUAA